Molecule: messenger RNA, 1000 nt
Organism: Lucilia cuprina (Australian sheep blowfly)
Lineage: Eukaryota; Metazoa; Arthropoda; Insecta; Diptera; Calliphoridae
Product: enoyl-CoA delta isomerase 2-like
Exons: 1
Coding region: 144-989 (281 amino acids)
Source: RefSeq, a predicted model, not a curated record
AUGUAUAAUUGGAUUUAGUAGCAAACAACAAUUGAAAGUGCAUACAUCGGCGAACGCAAUAAAAAAAGCCAAACAAGCAAUAAUUAAACCCAAUUGAAAAUAUACCUAUAUCGUCUACGUCUACCCCCGCAACGUCGGCAAUUAUGAACAACAACUUAAUAAGUCGCGACGUAAGAUCAGAACCAUUGAAGAAAAAACCUAAAGCAUUAUUGGUGGAACAGGAAAAUGAUUUAUUAAUUAUAAAAAUAAAUCGUUUGCAGGCAAAGAAUGCCUUAAAUCGUAGUGCAGUUUACGAACUAAUUGCCGCAGUAGAGGGGGCCACCAAUAAUAAAGACAUCAAAGUGGUGGUGAUUACGGGUGUGGGUGAUAUUUAUACGGCUGGUAAUGAUCUUAAGCAAAUACAAGAAUAUAAACUACCAGAGGAUUAUUAUCGUGGUGCCAAUUAUGUUUUAAGGGCCUUGGUGAAAACGUUCAUAGCCUGCCCCAAGUUGUUGGUGUGUUUGGUCAAUGGUCCCUGCAUAGGUAUUGGCUUUACUUUAUCUGCUCUUUGUGAUGCAGUAUAUUGCACUAGAAAUGCUUAUUUUCAAACACCUUUUACGCAUUUGGGUUUGUGUCCCGAAGCUUGUGCCUCCUGGACUUUUCCCCGUUUAUUUGGUCAAUCUUGGUCUACUAAACUUUUGUUAUUUGGUGAAAAACUAACAGCUGAAAAGGCUAAAGAAAUCGGUUUUGUUUUGGAAGUUUUCGAGUUAGAAAAUGAACAAGAAAUUGAAGAGAAAUUUUGGCAAAAAAUGAGAGAAUAUGCUAAAUUACCUUGGGAAUCAUUACGUACAACGAAACGUUUAAUUAGAGAGCCUUUAGAGCAGGAAUUGCUGAGAGCUAUGAAUAAGGAAUUGCAAGAAAUUGAAAAGCUGCGCCGUGGACCGGUAUAUAAACAAGCCAUGGAAACAUUUAUACAAAAAUCUUUAAAUGUUAAUAAAAGUAAAUUGUAAAAAAGCACAAA